Messenger RNA from Cucumis sativus (cucumber), 1427 nucleotides. RefSeq names its product ethylene-responsive transcription factor ERF025. Lineage: Eukaryota; Viridiplantae; Streptophyta; Magnoliopsida; Cucurbitales; Cucurbitaceae. Gene Ontology annotation, molecular function: DNA binding; DNA-binding transcription factor activity. Gene Ontology annotation, biological process: regulation of DNA-templated transcription. The transcript has a single exon. The record is from RefSeq and is a predicted model, not a curated record. Bases 244 to 822 code for a protein of 192 amino acids.
CUUCAAGUAAUAAAUCAUACAAAAUUCAAACACUCUAAAUUUUUGCCAGGUUGUGCAUCAUCAAAAUAUAUUUAUGUUGGUUUUGUUGAGCAUAUAGCCACGAAAUCCCCACGGUCUUUACCACUUCUUCAGUUCUUCUUCUUCUUUAUAAAAUCCCUCUUCUUCCUUCUUCCAAUUCAAAUUCCAUAUUGCUUUUCAUUUCUCCAUGCAUUAAUAUUUGACCUAAUUUCUUCCAUUUCACAUAUGUCUGAUAAUAAUAAUAAUUCUCCCCUCCCCCCCGGUCGCCACCGCAUCUUCCGAGGAAUCCGUUCCCGUUCCGGCAAGUGGGUCUCUGAAAUUCGGGAGCCACGUAAGGCUACUCGUAUUUGGCUUGGAACUUACCCAACUCCUGAAAUGGCUGCCGCCGCCUACGACGUCGCCGCCCUUACUCUCAAAGGCCCUAAUGCUUCCCUUAAUUUCCCUCAUUCUCUUUUAUCUUAUCCCAUUCCUCCUUCAACUUCCCCUUCUGAUAUUCGCGCCGCCGCCGCCAUUGCUGCCGCCGCCAGAAACCCACAAGCUUCUCCUGCUACUACUUCCACUGCUACAACUACUGAUUCUUCAGGGACUGAAGCGAUCGAUGGAGGUGGGCCGUCCUCCCAUGCCACGGGGGAUUGUUCCGGCAAGUUUGUGGACGAGGAAGAGUUAUUGAACAUGCCGAAUUUACUGGUGGAUAUGGCGAAGGGAAUGCUGGUGAGUCCACCGAGGAUGAAGUCGCCGUCUUCCGAUGACAAUUCUCCCAACCAUUCUCAAGGAGAUGAUGGAUUAUGGAGUUACUCCAAAUAAUUACCAACAAAUUUUCUGAUUUAACAAAAAUUUGAAAAAAAAAGAGAGAGAGAGAGAGAGAGAGAGAACAGAGCAGGUGAAUCAUAUCAUAAUCCAAUCCCCUAAUUUUAAUUUAUAUUGGGUUUAUUAAAAGGGGGCUUUUUCCUUUUCUUUUUCUUAAUUAGCUUGCUUCCUGUUCUUAUGAUCAAACUUUUGGAUUAUUAAUUUCUAAGUAUGGUUAGAGAUCUUGGGAAUUGGAAGAUUUAAUUAAAAAGAAAAAAGAAAUUGAAAUGUGUAAUUAUUGGUGAGUCCAUACACUGCCUACUGCAGUUAAUGGAACUUAGCCCCAAAUCUGUCACACUCCAUCAAAUAUCUUUCUUCUCCCUCCACCAAUUUUCCCAUUUCUCAUUUCCUUCCCCUCCCGCCUUCCAAUAAUGUCCCUUCAUUUAUAUCGAUAUAUUCCUUUUCCAAAUCAAAAUCUUUCACUCUUAUUUCUUAAUCACUACCUGUAUGUGGUUUCUAACUAUGGAGAAGGGAGAAAUUUCUUAAUUUUCUCUUUAAUUCUAUAGUUUAAACGUCAUCAUCCUAUACUUUCAUUUUAUGUACAAUGAAUCUUCUUCCUCUUA